AUGAUCUCUGCCUGGGCUCGCGCCCUUGUCGGCGCCGGUGUUGCUACCCUUCUCAUGGCCCUCUCGACGUCGACACUCUCAGCAAAUGCUUCCCCCGUCCUCCUGACUCGCCUUGGGAGCGUGCAAGAAGUUCCCAUCGACCUCGAAGCUCGAGCAAGCCCGGCCUGUGCCGAGUACGUGGUGAUCGCUACGAGGGGAACAUUUGAGGCGCAGGGUCCCACCCCUGCCCUCUCUGGUAUGACCAACUACACACUUGGCAAUAUUACCGGCGGCAUCGCUUAUCAGACCGUCUACCCUGCAGGCGACUGGACCCACCAGCUAGGUGCCGACGACAUUGUUCGCAGGAUUGAGCAAGGUUUGACAGACUGUCCUGCGCAGAAGUAUGUGCUGCUGGGCUACAGUCAGGGCGCUACUGCGACGGCCAUUGCUCUGUAUAAUUACACUGAUAUCAACAGUGCUGGUUACAAGGCCAUUGCCGCCGUCGUCGUCGUAGGCAAUCCAGCGAAGCGGGCUAAUAGGAUCUCAAAUGUAGACCAAGUCGGCGGCUCUUGGACUAAUGGCACAAAUGGCGUCUACAUCAAGCUGGUGCCAACGAUUCCUGAUGUCUGGUACAGCACCAAGACGCUCGAUGUAUGCUGGGCGGAUGACCUGGUUUGCAAUGGCCUGAACUUCUUCUCAGUGAUCAACCUAAUGAUCAAUCACUUGCUGUACAAAGUGGCCAGCGUGCAGAACUUGGGAGCCGCUCAUAUUAUUAAGCAGCUGAAGAUUGCCUUGGCAUGA
This is a messenger RNA of Microstroma glucosiphilum, 780 nucleotides long. RefSeq names its product alpha/beta-hydrolase. Gene Ontology annotation, molecular function: hydrolase activity. NCBI's taxonomy places the organism in Eukaryota, Fungi, Basidiomycota, Exobasidiomycetes, Microstromatales, Microstromataceae. The record is from RefSeq and is a predicted model, not a curated record. Bases 1 to 780 code for a protein of 259 amino acids. The transcript is spliced from 2 exons.